Molecule: messenger RNA, 192 nt
Organism: Aspergillus steynii IBT 23096
Lineage: Eukaryota; Fungi; Ascomycota; Eurotiomycetes; Eurotiales; Aspergillaceae
Exons: 2
Coding region: 1-192 (63 amino acids)
Source: RefSeq, a predicted model, not a curated record
AUGUCCCCUCAUAAUUCCACUGCUCGCCCACGGGUCCUUACGGCAAAGGUGCCAGACACCGUCUGUCUGACAGAGCUCGGCGUCUUGAAGAUAGUUGGAGAGCUGAAGUCUCCAUGGGUAGCUCCCCAGCACGACCUAGAGCAAGCCCAGAGAAUGCCAUUGAAGCUGCGCCGCGUCCUAGCUUCAAACUGA